This is a messenger RNA of Dendronephthya gigantea, 3124 nucleotides long. Its product is annotated as INO80 complex subunit D-B-like. Gene Ontology annotation, cellular component: nucleus. The record is from RefSeq and is a predicted model, not a curated record. The transcript is spliced from 8 exons. Lineage: Eukaryota; Metazoa; Cnidaria; Anthozoa; Malacalcyonacea; Nephtheidae. The coding region runs from base 499 to 2964 and encodes 821 amino acids.
ACUUCGUUCUGCCGGUUCGCGAUUGACUAAAAAUGCCAGUGUUUAUUUCGCAGAUUAACCUCGAAAUCUCCCCAAAUUUCUUCUGAAAUCUGCUCCAACAAUAAGAGCGUAUUUUUUCCGAUUCAAACGCAUCGCUUCUGAUAUAUUGUCGACGCAUAGUUGCAAUGCCUCUGCGAAGAAGGGCGAUUUAUGCGGCCGUAGUUUGUUGUCAUUCAAUACUAUGCGUGCUUGCCCCAAAACGGGGAGUACAGCGCUCGGGUGUGAUUCUUGAGCGCUUGUAGGCCGUGUAGACAAUGCAAGCGCGGUAACCGAGUGAGCAGGUAGCCUUCUAGGCAUUUUCACAACAAAACCUCGCUCAUUUCUUCGAGGGAAAACGAAUAUGGGCGAAUACUCGAACGAAAACAAUAACUUAGGGGAAGAAAUGAAGCUAAAACUAUAAAAACAGAGUCGCCCGAUGGUUCGUGGGUUUCCACGUAAUAGCAUAUUUAAGACAUUGCAAUGGCGUCGUCAACUAAGAACGAAAAAAUCGAGAAAGAACGGCCAACAACGAUGUUUGAGGGCAAAAAUAUCCACUCGUCGCCAGUGGACGGCAAGUUGUUAUGUAGCUUUAGCGAGAAGACGUGUAUGCAACGGCGUUUGAAUCAUUAUGCUUUCUGUAUUCGUCACGUCUUGGAGGAUAAAAAUUCCCCCUUCAAACAGUGCAAUUUUGUCGCAAAAUAUAAUGGACAACGAUGCACAAAUGCCAUUCCAUUGAAAGAGGAUCGAAUAUAUUGCAAUAGUCAUCUGCAAGUAUUAGGGCUAGUCCCGAAAAAAAGUCGAAAGAAAAAAGCCAGCGAGCAGAGCUUAAACACGGCCAAACCAAAUCCAAAGCCUUCAACAGCGGAAAUUUUACUGCCAAGUCAUUGUGCCUCACAAAAUAUUUUAUCAAAGCGGGGUGAAGGGGCCAUUGGAUGUAAUGAAACUUCAAGACAUUCAUCAGAACAUCGAGCUUCUAAGAAAGUUGAAUUAUUGACAACUAAUCCGCUGUUGUCCAAGCUUGUUAGCACCUAUUCUCAAGCCAAUUUUCAGAAACGAAAUUUGCUUCCAUUCUAUGGUAUAUCUAGUUCAGAUGAAAAUGAAUCUGAUGAUAAUGAUGACAAUUUACAAUUAAAGAAGAGGCAACUAAAAACUUGCACAGCCUCAGAAACUGAAAGUUCAAGCAAAAAGCAUUUAGCAGAUGUCAAACAAAAUUCCAGAUCGGCUAAACUGCAACGAUUACGCAAACAGUUACAUGCAGAACUUCUGGGUGUAAGAAAAACAAUCAUUUCUCACAACAAAGAUGUAAAGCAGUCUGAUGAAGCCCUUCGUUUACUAAUGACUGCAGUUAAAACCAACCCAGCUCUAACAACGUCAGCAAUUCACAAUGAAAACAAUUAUGUGAUGAGAAAACGUAAACGAUCUACUUCAGCAAGACAAGAUUUCGUGACUUGCACAGCUCAAGUACCAGGAAAAAUGAAAUGUGAACGACGCUCAAUUCCUUACACGAAGUUUUGCUAUCAACACAUAUUGAAAGACGAAAAACAGCAAUUGUUUCAACAUUGUACCGCCGAUAUCUCGCCGACGUCUAAAUGUGCGCGAACCAUAUUAGAUCUUCUUCACGAUAGACCACUAUGUCGCGAACAUUCAACAGGACAGGUCGCGAGUCAUCCGAUGGCGCCGCCGGAACACGCAAUUAUUCCCCCGGUGCAGAUACCUGUUCCAAAACCAGCAAAGAAACCAAGGAAAAAGCAACAAGUAAAGGCCGCCCCAGCUCCAAAACCUGCAAAAUCAAGUCGUAAAAGCACGAAAAAAGAUUCCAACAAGGCUGGCAAAUCUGAGAGAAGCAAGAAAGGAAAUAGUCAACCAGUAUCUGGUAAAGUUAAACAGGAGCUUGUGCUUAACCGUACAGUGAAAGACUUAAAUUUCCAGAAAUCGAUCUUUCCCACGGAAAGCUUAGAAAGAGAUCAACAGCUGUCGAUAUACCCUAUAAAUGGGACCAUCAAGUUAGAGCAGCUAUCUUCGAACAAGAACGACAUGUUUGAUAAUGACAGUUAUAAGGAUGAAGAAAUGUUUGACGAAAAUGAAAUGGAUGUAGACGAUGGCCUAGAUAACGAUGAUUUAUCAGAAGAUCUUGGUGAUAUUACCCCGACGGGAUUACUGCGGGAGACCGUAUUGAAACUGCCACCGGAAAGCCCUGACCCAAUAGUUAGUUCACACACACAAACCCGUGUCUCGCCUGUCGAACCCUUUUCUUUAAACUCUAUCAACGAAGGCAGUUUUCACAAACCUAUCGUUAGUGGCAACAGAAUAGAGCUUCCGAGAAAGGAUGGUCUAUGCACAAACGAUAUUUCAACAAGAGUGAAUCCUGUCCUACGACCUUCGCGUACUACUGUCAUCACGUUACCAAAAUACUCGAGUGCACAUGCCGUUCCCUUAACGAGACAAAUCUCCCCUGGGAUAAACACGGACUACAACGCGUUCAAGCCGAUCGGGCCGGCCGGUAUUAAGUCAGAAGUUGGUACAAAGAAAUCAGACCCCCGACCCAUCGAUGUAAACCACGGACUUCAGUUAUUCCCGUUAUCCUUCGACCCAGUUUUGAAUUCAUCAGUUGCGUGGGGCGGCGGGGGAAAACUUUUGCUAAACAACAGAGCACGACCUUUGUUGCUGACCUCUCAUCAAAUGAACCCUAUAACGUUUUCUCCACCCUCCUUAUCCCCGCAUGUCUCGCCUCAAAUCGCGCUGGGAACGGCCUUUAAUUUUGAUCGGCCCACCGUGUUACAGCACUCAAAUAGUCCCUCUCCAACGUUGAGCCCCUUCAGCGCCCACUUACCAAAUUCUCCGCACGGUAAGCUGGUCCCACGAACGUUGCGUUUGGAAAGUCGAGGUAGUUCAAAUUCCAGCGACAUUCACGAUCCGUUUUUUGGCACGUCAUUUGACAAGCCGUGAAGGUGUUGUAACGCAUUUUUUUAAAGAUUCCCUAUAGAUGUUAAGUAUCAUCUCUAAACUGCGACAAAUUAGAUUGUACAUAGUUUUAGACAAAUUCUUCUUGUAUGCAGUAUUAGAAGGUAAAAUGUAAAACAAUUUACAAUAAAUAUUCUGUCAAAUA